Molecule: messenger RNA, 480 nt
Organism: Gryllus bimaculatus (two-spotted cricket)
Lineage: Eukaryota; Metazoa; Arthropoda; Insecta; Orthoptera; Gryllidae
Source: the annotation of a GenBank genome assembly
AUGGCCGGUGUCAUCCGUUCGCCCUUGCAAUGGACAGACGUGAUGAGUCAUUUCGGUGGUCAUGUACACCGUGGUGUGAUUGCCAAUACUGCGGGGUUUCGAGAACCGCUCGCAUUUCUAAACGCGUGCUAUGUACCUUUUGCUCAAACCGUGCUCACCAAUCUUUCACAAGUAGACGGUCCAGUAGCGUACAAAGUGUGUGUGUCCCUGCAAUGUGACUUUUUGUUGGAUAAACGCAACCCGGAAACACACACGGUAGAGCCGAUUCUACAAACUAUUUAUUUAUCUCUGCCACACGCUGCACUGCUGACGCGCGCGGACAUUCUAGGCCCCAACAUCGGGGAAUGGUACUUCGAACACAUUCGGGAUGUGUUGAACGCGCGGUUUGACGAAUUCCACGAACGCGAGUCCGGCAAAGCCCUGCACGCGCUCGACGCGCUGCACGUGACGCCGCACACGUUCGAUCCUAUCCACGCAUCC